AAAAAUAUUUAAUUUAAUAUAGUCACACUACUGAAAUGCUGAAAGUAUUGAACAUGCCUAAUGAACAUGUGAAGAUGAGAAUGAUAGGGAUGGAGUUCUUCCAUAUGGCAGUUCUGAUUUUCCUCUGUGGUAUAAAAUCUGAAUCAGAGAGCUUAAAGGUUGUUGGUCCAGAUGCUCCUCUUGUUGUUAAAGCUGGUGAAGUCCUGGUUCUGCCCUGCUCUAUCCAACCCAAAAUCAGUGUGGUGGACAUGACUGUAGAAUGGUUCAGAUUAGAUGCAGCAGAUAGAUUUGUGCAUCUGUACGAGAAUCAUAGAGACAUAAAUGAAAAGCAGGAUCAGAUCUACAGAGGCAGAACAGCACUGUUCAGAGAGGAGCUACAAAAAGGAAACACUUCACUCAGACUCUCAGACGUUCGAGUCUCUGAUGAAGGAGCUUACAAAUGUUUCAUUAAGGACAAAUACUGGAACGAUGACAUCACUGUUCAAGUCACUGUUGAAGUUCUGGGAACUGAGCCGGUGGUCACUAUGGAGGGCUAUGAUAACUCAGGUGGGAUCAGUCUAGUCUGUGAGUCUAGAGGCUGGAACCCUGAACCUGAGGUUUUGUGGCUGAACAGAGAAGGAGCCAGUCUGACUGCUGAAGAUACAGAGACACACAGAGACACUGAGGGAUUCACAGUGAGAAGCCGCAUCACUGUUUAUAAGUCAGACAGGAUCCACUGCAGACUUCUACAGAAACACCACCUGAGAGAGGCUGAGAUCUUCAUCACCAGUGAAGUCUUUCAUUUCUGGAAGUCUGCCAUCAUCACCAUCCCAGUUUUAGGGCUGGUUAUUGUUUUUGGACUGAUAACAGCUGCAGUUAUGUGUCUCAAGAAAUGUGUGCAGUGGAAAAUCCUAAAGAAAGAGAUUGAAAGUGAAAAAAGGAAAGCAGAGGAGCAGAAGAAAACGCUAGAGGAAGAGAUUAAAAAGGAAAGGCUAUUUUCAGAGCUUCUGAAGAGGACACAGCAUGCAGUGGACGUGACUCUGGAUCCUGAUACAUCAAAUCCCUAUCUGAUCCUGUCUGAUGAUGGAAAACAAGUGAGAUGUGGAGGCACAAAACAGAAUCUUCCUGACAAUUCAGAGAGAUUUAAUAAUUGUAUCUGUGUUCUGGGAAAGGAGGGAUUCUCCUCAGGGAGAUUUUACUAUGAGGUGCAGGUCAGCGAAAAGACUAGGUGGGAUUUAGGAGUGGUCAGAGAGUCUGUUAACAGGAAGGGGAAGAAUACACUGACUCCACAGAAUGGAUUCUGGACUGUAGGACUGAGGAAUGGGAAUCAGUAUAAGGCUCUUGCUGGUCCUCCAGUCUCCCUCUCUCUGAGAGAGAAUCUCCAGAAGAUGGGGGUGUUUGUGGAUUAUGAGGAGGGUCUGGUCUCCUUUUAUGAUGUGGUGGCCAGGUCUCAUAUCUACUCUUUCACUGAUCAGUCUUUCACUGAGAAACUCUAUCCAUACUUCAGCCCCUGUGUUAAUGAUGGAGGUAAAAACUCAGCUCCACUGAUCAUCACACCUGUCACUCAUGAUGAUUAAAUAUCUGCUUUCAAGUGUUUAUAAAUAAACUACAGGAGUAAAUGCAAUGUCUUGUUAUAUUUGUUUUUGUUCUUUUUACCUGUAAUAAUCAGAAAAUAAAUAAAAGACUAUUUGUCUAAAAUGUUUGUAAUAAAUUAAUUGUCCCGCAUAUAAACACAUUAUUUUUUUUU
Molecule: messenger RNA, 1726 nt
Organism: Astyanax mexicanus (Mexican tetra)
Lineage: Eukaryota; Metazoa; Chordata; Actinopteri; Characiformes; Acestrorhamphidae
Product: butyrophilin subfamily 1 member A1-like
Exons: 11
Coding region: 36-1556 (506 amino acids)
Molecular function (GO): protein binding
Source: RefSeq, a predicted model, not a curated record